This is a messenger RNA of Trypanosoma conorhini, 1458 nucleotides long. Its product is annotated as putative zinc-binding protein. The record is from RefSeq and is a predicted model, not a curated record. Gene Ontology annotation, biological process: peptidyl-L-cysteine S-palmitoylation; protein targeting to membrane. NCBI's taxonomy places the organism in Eukaryota, Euglenozoa, Kinetoplastea, Trypanosomatida, Trypanosomatidae. Gene Ontology annotation, molecular function: protein-cysteine S-palmitoyltransferase activity. The transcript has a single exon. Bases 1 to 1458 code for a protein of 485 amino acids. Gene Ontology annotation, cellular component: Golgi apparatus; endoplasmic reticulum.
AUGCGGAGAUCCACUGCAUCAUCUCUGCGCGGCAUGCUGCGGAGGGUCAACCAGUGGGCCGGCCUCGCCUUUACUUUGCUUCUCAUCGGCUGGGGGAGCAUCACGGUGCUGCUUUUUAUGUACGUGCCGCUGUUUUCUCGCAAGCCAAGUUUGCUGGAUGGCUUUCUGGCGUCCGUCGCCGCGGUGACGUUUCUCAUGACGAUGUGGUCGCUGGGGGUGCUGUUCGUGACGCACCCGGGCCCGCCGCCGCCGUGGUUCGCUGCGGAGCGCGUGGAGGCCUUCAUGCGUGGGUUGCUGGCCGACGUCGUGGCGUACGGCAGCAGCGGCGGGAAGCAGGGCGAAGGGAAGCGCGGGGUCAGCGGCACCGCACACCACAGCCUCACCGCGGCGGAGGGGCAUAAGUGGCUGGAUGCGCCUCGGGGCGCGCAAGAGGUAGUGGCGGGCACGCAUGAGAUGCAGCUGGUGAACAAUAGCGCCUGCUAUAAUGCACCAACCGUCGCCUUGGACUUUGUGCGCGAUGCAGGAGCGGCCCCCAAGCAAGAAGAAAAAAGGCAGCAACAGCAAGAGGUAGGCGGUGUGGGUCGCAGCCGUCGUCGACGCCGUCGUGACGGUGUUGAUGGCAGUGACGUACGAAGUUCUUCUAACCGAUUAUGGAUGCCGCAUCGGAAUAUAUUUUUAGUCGCUUCGGACGGCAUUGCGGCCCUUGACCGCUCCCCUGAGAGUCGUGAGCAAGAGAUGUGCUUCCUCAUCGGAGGUGCACGGCGCUGUCGCUUUUGCCACAUCUACAAGCUGGAUGAUACGCAUCACUGCUCGAGAUGCCGCACCUGUGUGUACGGGAUGGACCACCACUGCCCAUGGAUAGGCCAGUGCAUUGGCUACGACAACCACAAACACUUUCUCCUGUUCAUGGGCUACAUCAUUCUUCUUUUGGCGACAUCGCUGCUGCACUUCGUCGUGGUUGUGAGUACAGGUCGCGCUAGCUUUAUUCUAGCUGGCGCGUCUGCGAUGUUGCUCCUUGCGCUUGUCCUCGCCGGAUCUUUCCUGGUGGUGCUGCUCGCGUUUUGCGCCCGGGAUGUAUUUUUGUUAGGCAGAGGCGACAGCACCCUGCGACUCCUGCGGCGCGAGGAGCGCCGCGCCUACGAGUCACUGCACCGCGGGUCGUACAACUAUGUGACGGACGACGCCAGUGACAGCGGCGACGGCGUAGCGGUGCGGAGGUUUAGUUUUCAGAACUUGCGCCGCGUCUUUGGCGCGGGCCCCGUGUGUCCGCUGUGGUUCCUGCCGCUCCAACCACAACGGCCCUCACCGUCGUCAGAAGAAGCGGAGUUCUGGGCCGCACUCAAGCUGACAGCGCUGCGACAAAUGCGGGAAGUGGCGGAUGCCGAAGACGACAGUAGCGACAGCGACGAGGAGAACGUGGAGAGAGGAGGAGGAGGAAGCGGAGUUCGACGCCUGUGA